Messenger RNA from Klebsormidium nitens, 858 nucleotides. The record is from the annotation of a GenBank genome assembly. NCBI's taxonomy places the organism in Eukaryota, Viridiplantae, Streptophyta, Klebsormidiophyceae, Klebsormidiales, Klebsormidiaceae.
AUGACGGGGAUUAAGGGCUCGUUCUCAACCUUCAAGAUGCUUGAGCCGGGGACUCGGGCAAUCAAGUUUGAGAACAAGGGGUUCCUUGAGGUAGCCGGAGUGGGCACCGUGGAGUUGCGGUGUGAGACGCCAACCGGGGAGUGUCUUGAUCAUCUUCGGAGUGGCGUAGUUCUUGCUGUGGCGAAGAACCUCUUCCCGGUGAAGAAAGCAACCGCGAUACGGGCCGAGGUUGUGUUCCGCAGUGAAGUUUGUGAAAUGUGUAUGGACGGAGAAGUCAUGCUUUGGGCAGAGAAGAAUGCGGAGAACGCGUCGAUUGUGUUUGCCCGCUUGGAAUUGCAAUCCGGGAAGAAGGUCAAGGCGGUGCAAACGGACUCGGGCGGGGAGUACAUCAACGAAGGAAUGACGACCCUCCUCGGAAAAAAGAGGGACGGUGCAACGAACCACGGCGGGGCACUCUCCCAAACAAAACGGAUCGGCGGAUCCGUUGAACCGGACGCUGGAGGAGAGAGCACGGGCUUUGCUACAGGACGCCGGGUUGGGGCCAGACUUGAGGGCGAAAGCGAUGUUGACGGGCAACCACACCCGGAACCGGGUACUCUCGAGCGUACACGGCAAGACCCCGUGGAAAAGGUUCUACGGAAAAAAGCCGAACGGGCUACUCGUAUGGGGGAGGCCGACACCCGGAGCGAGGAUUCCGAUGAAGGGGAUGGCGGUCAAGAGAAGACGGCACAAAGAUACCCCGCACGCGAGAGGCGGGCGCCCGUGGAGUGGUAUCGAGCGAAUUUGGCGGCGAAAACGGGGAGCAUUCCAAGGGGUUGCGGAAGUAUUCGGAGCCGCAAACGUAUCAAGAAGCCGUAG